GCCUUGGAAAUGUUUGCCAUAGCUACUAAAAACUUCGUGGAGAAUGUGGACAGUGGAGGCUUUCUGAUCUCAGUGUCCAGCCUGAAUGAUGAUAUUAAUCUUCUGACUGUGGUGGUGAAACGGAAACGUUUCUGGUUCUGGCAGAAGCCCAAGUAUCUCCCAGCUGAUUUUAUCCUCAGUGACAUACUGACAGGAGACACACCUUUAGAGCCAGUUGUGGUGGAAAAAGACUUCCUCAAAUACCAAGGGACGUUUGGUGACAGCAUUCAGGGAACUGUGGAUGCCAGUUUUAUAAAAACCAGUGUCAGCCUGGAGGGUAAGGACACCACCAAACUUCAGUCAUCCUUUGGCAGUUUGAAAAAAGAGGAAGUGGACGUGCAGAAGCUGCUGCACGACUGCAAAGACAGAGUUCUGGACAUGUCUCAUUCUCUAAUCCAGCAGACGAAAGAGAAGCACAGGCAGGUGUUUGGGAUUGUGAAGGAGCGUAUCGUGACCACUCAGCCGUGUUCGGUCAUAGAGGAGGUGCAGCAGGGGGGGCAGUGUGGAGGGACUUUGAGCUCCUGUGGUCCAAAGACCUCCAAGAUUUCACUGAAGGAAAAUGGAAGCUUGAAUAUAGACAGCAACAUUACAAUGGAGAUUCCUAUCAACUCUACAAUAGCCUAUGGCCUCCUAGAGCUAGAGGUCAGACAGAACGGACACUUUGAGCUGUGUCUGAUGUCGGACACCAACGGAGGUUUUGAGGACGUGGACAGCCCUUUGGAGAAGACAGAACUGCUGGGUGUCUCAGGUGCUCCUGUGAAACAUACACUUCAACAAGAGCUGGAGCAACUAAAGGACCAUUUCCAGCUGCUUUCAGCUCUUCCUGCAUCCACCAGGUCCUCUCUGCUUCAGCAAAUCUCCAAACAUAUGCAGGACCCUGCAGCCAUCGGUGCUCUUCAGAUUGUUCUGGACCAGAUGUAUCUGGGUAAGAAACCUGGCCUGGGUGAUAUUGGACUGACGGAGUCUCAACAACAGAAAAUUCAAGAAACUCUCAGUCUGCUGGAGCAUUCUGGUCAAGCGGAGUCGAUUCAGACAACACCAUUCCUCACAGCACUGCAUCUCAUUAUCAGUGCCCUGGAUGAAAUGACAGAGGAUUGUCUUGCUGUCGUGAGAAGCUGCAGCCUCCCUCCAACCUUACAAACCCUGGAGCGACUGGUGCAGUGUGUGUCAGGAGCUGGAGAGAUGCCUUUGAGCAGCGUUGAUCUGACACAAGACCUUUAUGAAAUGACUGAACAUCUGUUUGCAUCCUUUAACGUGCACCUAAAGAGAGACAGCGACGUGGUGCGAACAGAAAUUGGGCACCAGCCAGGAAGUCGACCUCUGGUUCUAUGUGUCGCUAUCAGAGGUCUCGCCUCACUGGCCCCCACUUGUUAA
Nematolebias whitei (Rio pearlfish) is the source of this 1413-nucleotide messenger RNA. It is a transcript of the gene gsdmeb, whose product is annotated as gasdermin Eb. NCBI's taxonomy places the organism in Eukaryota, Metazoa, Chordata, Actinopteri, Cyprinodontiformes, Rivulidae. The coding region runs from base 10 to 1413 and encodes 467 amino acids. Gene Ontology annotation, biological process: programmed cell death. The transcript has 9 exons. The record is from RefSeq and is a predicted model, not a curated record. Gene Ontology annotation, cellular component: cytoplasm.